Messenger RNA from Opisthorchis viverrini, 303 nucleotides. RefSeq lists its product as hypothetical. The record is from RefSeq and is a predicted model, not a curated record. The transcript has 2 exons. NCBI's taxonomy places the organism in Eukaryota, Metazoa, Platyhelminthes, Trematoda, Opisthorchiida, Opisthorchiidae. The coding region runs from base 1 to 303 and encodes 100 amino acids.
AUGGAAGAGGCCCGUAGUGACCGAAGAUUAUUUCAGUUGAUCCGUGCGAAUUGGCCCCGGAAACAAUCUGUGAGCGAAACCUCCAAAGAUGAGAAGGGAGAGACCAUAUUCAAUAAACAAGAACGCAUCGACCGCCUUCGAGCGUACAAUUUUUGGAGGACGACACAUCAACAGUUCCCAAGUGGCUUGAUGGGAUCAACAGACACACAAGCACAUGACUGCUUUAAAAAUAUGACCCCGAGGUUGGAAAUCUUCUCAUACAUACUGCAUCUUACCCUUGGCUCCGCGGCUCAGUUUUCAUGA